AUGAUUGAACUCGCAAACAAGCUCAUGCCAAACCUGCACGCCAACCAUUGCCAGCUACAGCAGACAAUAACAGUGUUUGUAUGUGCAGAAAUACAGCCACACGUACACACAACUUGUAAUGUCACAUCGCCAACGCACACACACACUGGCUCGCCUACUCCUUCUCUUUUUCUAUUAUUUAUUCUGGGUUUCUUUGCCCCGACAUCACCACAAUAUUUCCUGCAAUCCCCCGCCUCUAGACCUACUUUCGUAUCCUCUCUAUCAACAGAACUUCCUACUACCCAGCAUCCUUUUUCUAAAACCUUCACCUUCUUUUUCCUUUCUCCAAUUCUUUCACUCUCACCGUCCUCUUCACCCCUCACUCUUAUUUAUUGCUUUUCCUUACACUUUUCCCCUCCCCCUCCACCUACUCCUCCUCACCUUCCUUUUUUUUUCUUCUGUGUUCGACGCGUAAACAACACGCGGACGAGCGUCUAA
Molecule: messenger RNA, 477 nt
Organism: Acanthosepion pharaonis
Lineage: Eukaryota; Metazoa; Mollusca; Cephalopoda; Sepiida; Sepiidae
Source: the annotation of a GenBank genome assembly